Paramecium pentaurelia is the source of this 858-nucleotide messenger RNA. Lineage: Eukaryota; Ciliophora; Oligohymenophorea; Peniculida; Parameciidae. The record is from the annotation of a GenBank genome assembly.
AUGGAUAAUCUAAUAAAUGAGCACAUACAAUCUCAAUGUCCUCUAUUAAUAUUUUAAGAAUCCAGUCCCAGAUUAAAAGGACCUUCAUAUUAUAAAAAGCUUCAUAAAAAAUCAAAUGAGUUUCAAAUAACAAACGAAACACCUCAAAAAUUAAUAGAAAAAAAUUGGAGAAUACAAAUGAGACCAUUACUGAUACCAGAUUUAAUGGGGAAAAGCCAAAUUCAAACAACAAAAUAGAAAUGUAUCAAUGUUUUAAAAAAGCAUAAAUCACAAAGUUCUGAUGAAAAGAUUUAUGGUUCUUAUGGAAGCAAGUGGCGUAGAUUAAUCUCAUAAGGGUUGUUCUAAGUGAAAUAACUUAGACAUAAAAAAAUUCUAUAUCGAUUUAAGAUAUUUGUGAGAGCAGUUUAAUUUAUAAUAGCUUUCUAUAAAUUCAAGAAAACAAGAACUCAACAAAUAAAGAAUAGUAAAAGAAUCUUAAAACCAAGAGUAUCAAUAGUAAAACCAAGGAAAUAAUCAGGAUAAUCAACAUUAAUUUCACUUCCUUAAUUCUAAUUAAAUGAUGCUUUAUAAAUGUUGCAUCAAUUCCAUAAUAAAUCCAAAUCUGAAAUUCAUAGUCCCUUAUCUCAACUUUAUAGGUAAAAACAAAAAACUUUAUCUUAAAUUAACUUCGAUAACUUCUUAAAACGACCCAUAUAAUAAUUUAUAAAAAACAAGAAUCUUUUUUCAUUAUCAGAACAUAAAUCAGCAUAAACAAGUAAGAGAACUUGUAAAACAGAAUAUAGUUAAAAAAGAAUUGCUAGUAUGUAAUCAUUGCAUCGUAAACUCUAAAUGUCAUAAGCAUAUUAAACAUAACACUGA